CAUCGAGACAUUUGUGAUGUAAAAACUGACAUGUUGGUCGGCUCGCCAGCCAUCGCUCAGUGCUCCCUCUUUCGCUGUCAUGGUCCGCCCGCUUUCCAGGCACGGUGGUCGAAUUUGGUCCGAAUAGAGUGGAACCGGGACGUGGUCUGAAAGGCACAAAGAGGCCGGCGCGGGCUGACUGUGACUAGAAGCAGAGCCGGACACAGAACCUGUAGAGUUUGCUUGGAUGUGCGGGCGCUGCUGCUCCGGCUGCCGGGGCUGCCAACGCUUUGCGGAUCUCCGUGUGUGAAAGCACAGAGUCUGAGCCGGAGCCGCGGGAAUCAACAGUUCCCAGCAUGGAACUACCAGGAAAAAGCCGCCGGAAUCCCAUGCAAUGACUGGGUUAAAACCAACAGCCUCGGGAUCCGGCGGGACUGGAGCGUGGAUGUAAUCGCCUGUUUUUUUCAUAUAUAUAUAUAUAUAUAUAUAUAUAUAUAUAUAUCUAGAACUGGCUGGAGCUGUAUUCGCUCAGGCUGUUGGUAGGCGGUGUCUUCUCCCCACACUGUUGCCAUCUGGCGAUUCCUGGAUUUCUCUUCUCAUCAAACUUAGUGGCGAAGUAUAAAGACGAUUAAGGCUUCAUUUUCCUGUCAAGUCCUGCUUGUGGUGUUGCAGCCAGAAGCUCGUGGAGCUGGGGAGCGUGCGGUCUAUCUCAGCAAGUUGUGGUGGUACCUACACUCCGCAGAGGGUGUAACAGCUUGAUCGUUGUCGCGACCUUGGCAGUGUGAUGAAAAGAACAGGAUCUCCUCUUAACAUUUUGAAGAGCUAAUUAGUAAUCCGGCACAAAAAGACCAGGCGAUGAAUAAUGCUGCCACAAUGAAUGACAUGUCUACAGUAGAUGAUGAGCUGCUGGCUUCAACGUCCAUGUAUCUCAGUGGGGACUCCACUUACUCAGUUCCAAUGGGGGCUGAACAAAAAACCGUGUUUGCAUUUGUAAUUUUCUUAUUGGUUUUCCUGAUAAUCCUGGUGGUCCGAUGUUUUCGGAUAUUAUUGGACCCCUAUAGCAGGAUGCCUGCUUCGUCGUGGUCUGAUGGUAAAGAUGGGCUGGAGAGGGGACAGUUUGACUAUGCCUUGGUGUGAAGUCAAAUGCCGCAAACCUUGCUCUGCUCUGCUGCUGAUCUUCUCUUGUGUUUUAUUUUAACGAAUAAUUUUCCUCUUUGUAAUUUUAAGGGGUAACCUUCUAGGACGUACAGUCUCUGAGCUUGCUAACGGUGUCUCAGGACACUGUAGAUGUGCUGCCUGCUACUCAGUGAGUUACAUUGUUAUAUCAGCUUGUGACUUAACAGCGGAGUCACUGUCUCCCAGUUCCUGGAUGUGGAGCUGUCGGGGCUGCCUGGCAGACCGACGCCCGUGACCCCCUUAAUUAGCUGUAGUCCAAAAUCCUGUCGUUGUUCCCAUAGCUCACAUCAGUCUCAAUCGACUCUCCUGAUCACAAGGGAGAAUUGCGUUGACAAGGAGCAGGGCACAGUUUGUGGCAACUGAAAAGCCGGGAUGGUGUUUCUGAUUGUCAAACGAGAGGGACCGAGAGGUACACUGGAAAGUGAGAGUGUGCAAGGGAGAGAGUGGGACCCAGACAGCGGCUUCAUUUCGGUUCUGAGCUCCAAGAUCUGGACAGUUAUGGCAAGUUCCUUAAACACAUGGGUGGUCUAAAAGGUUUACAAGACCUCCACUGGAUUUCACAGUUAAUGCAAUUAGUGUUACUUGAGCAGGCUGUUGCUUUUCCACCUUUUAAAAGCUCUUUUCAUUUCUCUGUUGUGGCAUAUAUUGGUUCCUCUAUGUGCUACAAAACAUGAACAGACAAUCCUAGAAUUUCCAGGCAGGGGGAUCGAAUUUCUAUGAUUACCCAACCUUCCUGAGAAAAACUUGGUCGUUAAUUGGGGACAUUUCUAGUUAAAAUGGAAAAAACUAGGAUUAAUAUAUGUACAUACAACUAAUCUUCCUAAAUUACACCCUUAUGAUUCUCAGUACUGACUUGAAGUAUAUUGUCCUUGUGUGAGUUGGUAUGAAUCACAAAGGCUUGUAUAGGUCACCCGUUAUAAUAAAGCCUCAGAGACAAAAAGCAAACUACAUUAUGAGUGUAUGCAACCUCUUUCAAAAAAUAACUUGAAUUUCAUCAGAUAUUUUAUUUACAUCCUGAGCUUUAAAGAACAGAAAUCAAAUAAAUUUUAAAAAUUCACCAAGGCCAUAACAAGGAUCAAUCACUCAGGCAAACUAUGGCUUCCCUCAGAUAGCCUUGAAGGGAACGUUUAAAUGAACAAAAUGAGUACUUGUGGCUGGAGUGAUUGUUCCUUACAUGCUAUUUGCAGUAUGUUGGGUUCUCAUUGAUCCCAACAUGACCUCCAACGUGUGGACAAAGGUUUGUGGUCUAAGAAACACCAAAUGGGUCCAAUUUAUCACAAAAGGCAGCAUAUAAAUACAUUUCUUUUGGUUGGCUGAGACUAAGUCUAUAAUUACAACACAAAAUCCUCCACAACUCAAUCUUUCUGAAGAAUAGUUAGUCCCAAUUCCAGAUGUGAGACUAACCCCUUGCUAAAGAGUAGGGUUUCUGUUCUUGACGCUGGGAUACAAUCAUUUAGUUAUAUAGCAAGGGAACAGGCCCUCAACCUAACUUGUCCUUGCUGACUAAGGUGCCUUCCUGAGCUAGUCUCAUUUGCCUGCAUUUGGUCCUUAUUCCUUGAAACUUUUCUUAUCUAUGUACCUGUCCACCUCUACUACUUCCUCCAGCAGUUUCUGGAUCCCGAUAUCGGUUAGAAUGCAGUGUUGAUUUGCAGGUUCCUUCUUAAACUGGAGUACAGCAACACUCUGAUACUCCAGCACCCCGGGACUUCGGUAGUGCCAGACCACUAGAUUUCAUAUUAAUACCCAAACACACUUUUAUUUCUCUUUUUUUUUCCAGAGGUUACGUGUAGUAUAGUAUAAUAAAUUUCCCAGUGAACCUUGGGAGAGGGGGGUAUACGAACACUUAGGAUAUAGCUCCCUACCUUCCCACCCCUUGGUGUUCUAGACAUUAGCCCUAGAUCAGGCCCACAUACCCAACUCCGGGCUCUCACCUCAUACCCUGCUUGUACCCUGGACUCCCCGACUUACGUACCAGCUGAAAAACUGACUCAGAUGCGGGGCUGUCGGGAAUUCCGGACAAUUGAACGCCAUAAAAUAUAACUGGAGAAGUGUUCAGUAGCAAGAAUGUGCUAUGUGUAGUGUCAAUCUAUGGACAAUAAUUGUUGCUUUAAUACUGUUAGGCCUUUAAGGACAGUAUGGUGUAACUGACUGUUUUUUGGUGUUGCUACAGUGUUAGUAUAGAAAGUUUUAGCAGCAGUCUGUUUCAAAGAAGGCCAACUGGCAAUAUAUACAUGCUGUCUAGCAAUGAUCGCUCCUUUGUUAAUAAGGUACCUUCUUUGAUAUUCUAAAUUGUUAACUGUUUGCAUUAUCUUAGGGACUGAAUAAGGGAGACACUGAGACAUGGUACCGGAAGGGCCGGUUGGUAGAAUUAUGAAAUUUAUAUGCGUGUUCAAAUCGGAAUAUUGGAUGAGCAGAAUGUGCAUAUAUUGACCCCCUCCCAAUUGAGAUAGUGUUGGCACAUUCUGAAAGACAAGGUUGUAUCACUAAAUAGAGCUCUCUGAACCUCUGGAUGAACAAGGCAUGUAAUUUGUCUCAACGAUGAUCUAUUGAAUUGGCUGCAGUAAAUAAACCAGGACUGACAAGAGCUGUUGUUGUUGUUACUCAAUGGUCUUGUGCGGAGAAAAUUGCACUGUAUCGUAAAGUCCGCAAAUAAGAUUCAGAAGAAUGCAUUAGGAAUGCUACAAGCACAGUGCAAAUUGCCUAGAAAUGAAACUGUUGACUGUUACGAGAUUUUGCCUCCAGGAGCAGCUUUGGCAUUUUCAACACGGAGGAAAGAUAAAUAGCAGAUCGUUUGCUAUUUUGCAGAUUGGAAAGGCUCACUCACAAGAGAUAAGAUUAUUUAUGGAAUCCAGGAUUAAUCCUUGAGGGAACAGUUGUUAUGUGUGAUAGAGUUCAUUUCGGAAAAUUAUAUGCAGAUAUCCAAAAGGAAGGCUAGAAAUGAUGUUUGGGCAACAGCAGGGCAUAUACGCAAUUAAUGGAGAGAUGAAAUCUGGAGGUCACCGUUGACUCAAGCUAAAAGCCUUGAUAUUGAGGUGCAGGUUAAAGAAACUAAACUUGAAAAGGCAAAAAUUGAGUUCUUUUACUUAAUGGAUUAUUUGACCACCAGAGAUGGUCUGAGGUUAGAUCCAGCAAAAAGACAAGUGAAGGAGAUGCUGAGCCCAACAUUAUGGCUUUCUGAACAGGUUAUCCCUGAGCAGAUGUUAGAACUAAAAGCAACCAUCUUUUAAUCAGAGAUUCAAUCUAAAUUCUGGGGAAAAGUGAAGGACGUCAGAGGAUAUAGCAUAAUACAGAUCAGUUGGAAACUUGGGUGGAGAAAAAGCAGAUGCAGUUAAAUCCAUUCAAGUGUAGAUGAUGCAUCUGAGGAGGGAAAAUGCAAGAGGAAAAUAUACGGUAAAUGGCAGCACCGUUAGAAGCAUUGAUGUACAGAUGAAUCUCGGGGUGCAAGUCCAUAACUCCCUGAAAAGGCAUCAUAGGGGUACGGGCAUGCUUGCUUUCAACAGUUGGGGCAUUGAGUAUAAAAGUUGGGAAACCAUAUUACAGCCCUAUAAAACUUUAGUUAGGCCGCAUUUGGAGUGUUGUGUGCUAAUCUGGUUGUCGCAUAUAGAAUGUGGAGGGUUUUGAGAGCGUGCCCAAGAAGUUUACUGGAGUGUUGCCUGGAUUAGAGAGUAUUAAUGAUAAGCAGAGGUUAGCAAACUUGCAUUGCUUUUUCUGGAGCAUCGGAGGUUGAGGGGGUGACCUGAUUGAUGGAGGCAUAUAAAAUUAUGAGAAGCAUAGAUAGGAAAAGUAGUCAGUAUUCCCCCCCCCCAUAUAAAAUACUAAAGAUGAGAGGGAGAAAGUUUAAAAGAGAUGUUUGGACAAUUUUAUUUUACACAGAGAAUGUUGGGUACCUGGAACACACUGGCAGGGGAGGUGGUGAAAGCCAAUACUACAGCAAUGUUUAAGACAAGUUUAGACAGAUGCACGAACCAGCAGGAAUAGAGGGAUACAGAUCAUGUGACGGCAGCUGAGAUUAGUUAGACUGGCAUUGUGACCGGCACAGACGUGGCGGAUCAAAAAGCCCGUUCUUGUGUUGUUCUGUUCUACGAUGCCCACAUCAGACCAACUACAGAUACAGCAGAAAGCACGAGUGACUUGACACAAACUGACUUGACACCUGGAUCAGAUUACAUCAUAAGGAGUUACCAAGUCUCCUAUUGGGGAACAGGUGCCAUCUUAAAGAGACCAUGGAAGAGGUUUGUUGGACUAAAGCAGAUAGAGAGACACAAGGAUGCACUACUGGUGCUCAUAGUGAGAACAGUACCACAAUCAGUUCGGACAAAAGUGGGUAGGAUGCAGAAAACUUACGUACCGUGCUAAGGUCAGUUAGAUGUUUUGAUUCCUUUCCCUUUCUGUUGUUAAAGGAAGGGUGUAAAAUAUGUGAAAUAUGUGUAGUAUGGUGCAUGGAGUAAAAAUGUAGCUUUAAUGCUGUUACCCUUUUAAGGAUUAUAUCAUGUGACCUGUUGCUCUGAUGGUCCAGUAGUGUUCGGUGUAGAAAGUUCCAGAGGUAGUAUGUUAGAUCAUGUUGGAUUUUCGUUUAUGAAGUACCUCUGUUCAUGUUUUAAAUGACCAUUUUCCAGUAUCUGAGAGACCAAGGAAAAAACAGAAGCAAGAGAAGCUCCACCAGUCCUGACCCAGCCAUCAUCAACCACUUGCAGUUUGCUGUAAUUCUGCAAACAUUGGCUGCUUCCUGGAGUAGGUAAAGUUGUCAGUGUCUGCAGGACAUGCUGAUCAGUGAGGUAAAGUUCUUUGCCAGCUCUGUGGGUACAGACAGACAGUCCCACUGGAGAUGGCAUGGCUGGGAGAAUGAGGAGAGCAGGGCAAAUAGCUGGGAAAGGCUGAAGGAACCUCCAUUUCCCAGGGUGUUCUGGAAACAGUCCCAAUAACCAAUCCUCAAUGAGGAUUAGCGUGCAAGAUAUCUUCACUGAAACUUCCCCUGUUCCAGUUACAAUUCCAGUCUCAAAACCGGGCGAGGACUGUGGCUAGUACAUUGACUAUAGCCAUUAUGUUUGCAGGCUGGAACUGGAGCCAUAAGACUUAGGAGCAGACUUAGACCAUUUGGCCAUCGAGUCUGCUCUGGCAUUCCAUCAUGGCUGAUUUGUUAUCCCUCAACUCCAUUCUCCUGCCUUCUCCCCUUAACGUUUGACACCCUAAUUAAUCAAGAAUCUUUGCCUCAAGUAUACCUAAUAUCUUGGCCAUCUGUGGCAAUGAAUUCUACAAAUUUACCACCAUCUGGCUAACGAAAUUUUCCUCAUCACUGUUCUAAAUGGACAUCCCCGUAUUCUGAAGCUGUGCCCUCUGGUCCUAGAUUUACCCACCAUAGGAAACAUCCUCUCCACAGCCACUCUAUCUAGGUCCUUCAACAUUCGAUAAGUUUCAAUGAGAUCUCCCCCCCCCCAAUUCUUCUAUACUCCAGCGAAUACAUCAAAUACCUCUCAUACAUUACCCCUUUCAUUCCCAGAAUCAUUCUUGUGAACCUCCUCUGGUCUCUCCAAUGCCAGCACAUCCUUUCUUAGAUAAAGGGCCCAAAACUGCUCACAAUACUCCAAGUGCGAUCUGACCAAUGCCUAAUAAAAGCCUUAGCAUUACAUCCUUGCUUUUGUAUUCUAGUCCUCUUGAAAUGAGUGCUAACAUGGCCUUCCUAAGUGGCCUUCCUUACCACUGACUCAACCUGCAAGUUGAUCUUUAGGGAACCCUGCAUGAGGCACAGACCAGGUCUCACAGUUUGCUGUUUUCUGUCUCACAGGAAGGUCACUUAUGCUCAUUAGAGAAACAUUCUGCUUCCUUUCCAGUGACCUGAUACCUGUGUAGAUUGUGGGUUUCCCAGGUGCAGAAAGCAUGGAAGUUGGUUAGCAAGGCCAUCUGGCUGGUGUUUGACCACAGGAAUGAGUCUUGGAUGCCAUUGCCCAUCAUUGCCUUCACAUCCAACACUGGCCACUAAACGACCUCCAACAGCUACCUUUUUUUCUUCUUUAAUAUGACUUUCUUAAUCCCGUGUUCUUUAAUUUCAUCAUCAAGUUUCCUGCGGGGUAGACAGAUGGACUGAAAAUCUCCUCUGCUUCUGGGAGUGAUGUUUUGUGGAUCAGAGACAGGUUCCUCACUCCAGAUCAAUGUGGUCUAUUGAUUAAAACACACAGCUGCAUGGAAAAAAAUGACAGCAAGAACCUAAUGAUCUCUUCGGAAUAUCCCACAUAUCUGAGAUCCCUUGAACGUAUCCUCCCUUCCAACUUGGAGUCAUUGGGGAAGAGAAUAGUUGGAAAAACAACUAAGGUCAUUUUGGGGGAAUAUAUCAGACAUUUUGCUCAUUGAGAAAGGAUCGAGUGCUUUCCUGGCAUAUAUGAUGAUUAAACUCUUCUCGGGCUUCUAGCCGAGUACAGGUAUAACUGAUGUUUCGAUGACAAACUCUGCCAUUUUCAUCAGGGAUGAUGCCUGGGCAUGUCUAGUCUGGUGGUAUAUUUACCCCUGUAUUCUGUCCCACUUGAUUGGUUGAUCCUCAUCCAAUCAGGUUUCUGUUGUCCCACCUUGUUUUAAAAUCAAAUUCCAGUUCUUACUUAGAGUGAGAUCUUCAUCUUUGCUAAAAUCCUUUCUCCCUAGUUUCAUUUUAAUGGCUGCCUUUACGGUCCCAAAAGUCAUUGGCAUGGCACAACAGUUUUGUUCUAUCAAAGUCAAUCAUAUGGCCAUUGCAAAUGUAAUGUUCUGCUACCGCCAAUUUCUCCGGGUAACCCAAAUGGAUACAUCUUGAUGCGGGUUUCCAUUGUGCACCCCGUCUGGCCGAUAUAUACGCUGCUCCAUAUUCACAGGCAAUCCUGUAAACACCAGCCAUCCUGAGUCCCAGGUCAUCUUUGAAUUUUAACCAAGAUGAAGGUCUCACUCUAAGUAAGAACUGAAAUUCGAUUGUAAAC
Molecule: messenger RNA, 8093 nt
Organism: Mobula hypostoma (lesser devil ray)
Lineage: Eukaryota; Metazoa; Chordata; Chondrichthyes; Myliobatiformes; Myliobatidae
Product: cortexin-1-like
Exons: 3
Coding region: 835-1116 (93 amino acids)
Source: RefSeq, a predicted model, not a curated record